UCAAAAGUAGGGCAAUGAUCAAAAUAGUGAUUAUCCUAGUUUUUUUUCUUGCUUAUGGCAAUAUACUUCUUUCAGAGGGGAAGCUAAGGCCGGGGUUCUACAAAGAAGAGUGUGCAUCGGCAGAGGAGAUCGUCCGCGGUGUUGUUGAAGGGAGCGUGGCGAGGAACCCAAGAAACGCGGCGGUAUUACUCCGGCUGCAGUUCCACGACUGCUUCGUUGGGGGAUGUGACGCCUCAAUAUUGAUAAAACGAGAUGGUGAGGAGGAUGAGGGUUCCGCAGUGGGAAACGCAGGAGUGGGAGGAUUUGAAAUCAUCGAUGAAGCCAAAUCUGCCACUGAGAAGGUGUGUCGAGUUGUGUCUUGCGCUGACAUCGUUGCUGCUGCUAGAGACGCUGUCGUUACGGCAAGAGGACCUUAUUAUGAGGUCCCAACAGGUCGGAGAGAUGGCCUGACAGCUGAGAAGUCAAAGGCAGCUAACUUGCCAGAUCCUCAAGAGUCCAUCGAGACGUUAAAGUCGAAGUUCAGAGAGAAGGGCCUUUCAGAGAAAGACCUUGUCGUUCUCAGUGCUGGUGCACACACAAUAGGCACAGUCGCCUGUUUCUUUGUCACACAGCGACUGGACUCUGAAGAUCCCACCUUAGACCCAGCCUUCUUCAAAAUGCUGAGGUCGACAUGCCCCCAAGGUGGGGAUGUCAAUGUGAGACUUCCCCUGGACUUGGGAAGCUCAUUGACAUUUGAUUGGCAUAUCUUCCACAACAUCAAAAAGGGAAGAGGAGUCAUCCAGUCUGACGCUGCGCUGUAUCAAGAUAGGGACACAAAGAAGAUCAUCGAUUCCUUCUUGACUUUCAAGGAUCAUUUUUUUCCGGAGUUCACUAAAUCGAUGGUGAAGAUGGGAUCGAUAGGAGUGAAGGUUGGUGUCGAGGGAGAAAUCCGACACCAAUGUAACACCACAAACUAAAAUUUCUAUUUAAAUAAAAUCCGUUCUCUAUGUAAUUUGUAUGUUUGAUCUAAAUUUAUAAUCAAUAAAAUGAUAUGUUAUGGUUCAA
Messenger RNA from Raphanus sativus (radish), 1044 nucleotides. Its product is annotated as peroxidase 13-like. NCBI's taxonomy places the organism in Eukaryota, Viridiplantae, Streptophyta, Magnoliopsida, Brassicales, Brassicaceae. Gene Ontology annotation, biological process: hydrogen peroxide catabolic process; response to oxidative stress. Gene Ontology annotation, cellular component: plant-type cell wall; plasmodesma. The record is from RefSeq and is a predicted model, not a curated record. Gene Ontology annotation, molecular function: peroxidase activity; heme binding.